AUGGCUACACCAGGGAAUAAUGAAAAUGAACCACAUCCUGAAGAUCCAGGAAGAAGAGACCUGGAGAACAAGUUAAAAGAAUUGGGACUGGAUGCCCAGCGUUGGAUGCCUAAGCUGCAGGAACACCUGGGUGUGACCUCUGUCCAAGCUUUACAACAUGUACAACACAAGGAAAUCCUGGCACUGAAAUCCCAGGCAAAACAUCCUUGGGAGAAACGGGCACUGGAGAAACUUCUUUCACUGUGUAACAGUCAGGGUUCAGAGGAAAUGCAAGAGAAACACUGGGAGCUAGUGAAGAAGAGACAAAAGCGGGCACAGUCAGCCCUGAAUGAACUGAGGGAGAUGCAGGCAGCAGGUAAAAGCCGCGAGGAGGAAAUUGUGAGGGAGAAAGAAGAGGAGCUGAGGCAGGCCAUGGAGAUCCCAGCCAAGUACUGGCCUCUCUCUGAGAAACCCCUAGUGGAAGUCAUAGAAAACAUGAAGAGAAACCUCAGUCUCAUGGAAAACACUCUGUCCCAUAGAGAGAAUCUUCCUGAGAGGGAGCUCCUCAAAAGGGUGUCAGGUGGCCUAGCCCUGCAGGGGAUUUACCAAACCAACCACCCAGAGGAUCUUUUGGAGAGGAGAGAAGAACUGAUCACACUUCCAGAGAACUUCUUCCUGCUCAGGCCAGAGCAGACAACAAGAAUGGAAACAAAGGAGUUUUUGUCUUCUCAGGAAGAGGCCAUGUUUACUCAAAGCAUGGAGAUAUUGGGCUACAGUGUUAGCUUCUUGGCUAAGGGUGGAGGCUGGGGAUUGAACCUAGAGGCCAGCACCAAGGACAGCAGAUCUUCUUACUCCAGAGAUGUCCAAAAGUCACACUCUGAGAAAACUUACACAUGCACCACCAAGUUCAGCUAUAUCCCCCUGGCCUCCUGCCACUUUGCACGGGAUCAGCUCCACCUUUCCAAGUCAGCUUUGCAAGAGUUAAAGCAGCUGGAGGAACUUCUGAGCUACUCGAAUGGUGCAGAAAACUAUCCCCUGCUGAAGCAGAGAUGUGAGGCAUUCUUUAGAAGGUUUGGCUCUCAUGUGAACCAGGGCCCAUUGCACUUGGGAGGAGUAUUCUGGUGGAAAGCUGUAGCUGCAGGUUUCAGGUCAGAGGCACUGCAUGACGUGAAGCGUCAAGCCUCAGAAGCACUCGAUACAUACAUUGGAGGCAGCUACAGUGGUUUUGGGGUGACAGCUGCAGCCAGUGCAAAUGUAUCAAACUCUCAGUCUCAAAUGACUUCUCAGAAUACAAGCUCCACUAAUUUACAAAUAAGCUUGGAAAUGUCUUUUUACCAAACAGGAGGCCCCCCAGAGGCAGAUUCUCUCCCACAGUGGAAAGCCGGUCUUGUGGCCAGUAACCACAGCUGGUGUAUCAUUGACCGAGGGUAUCGGCUAGUGCCUGUCUGGGACAUAAUUCUGUCUAACCACAGACAAGAUUUUCAGGAUCCUCUUCAAGUGAGUCGUUGCCUCACAAGCAUUUACACAAACCUUACUGGCAGACAUGUAAGCAUCCAGGAUGGAGAGGAGCUACUGAGUGCAGGGAGGGAUGCCAGGUCAUUAACAGAAGAAGUGAAAUCCUGGGAAAUCACUGAACCUCAGGAGAAACUGAUGAGACUGAUCAAUUUUCAGCAAAAGCUGAGUGAGAAAACCAGCAACUAUAACAUCUGGAUUAAUAUCUGUCUUACAGACCCAACUUUGCAGCAGUUCUUGGUGGACAUUGUCAAUUUUUGCAAGGUCUUCCCAGAUCAAGAAAUCGAAUGCAUUAAAUACCAGUUGCAUAGCCUUUUGUAUCCUCAUGUCUAUCAAGUGAAGGACUUCCCACAGAGGCACUCAAUUAUGCAGUGGAUUUUCCACUCAACAAAGAAGAAACAAGAUAUCCGUGUCACAGAGUUUGAUGAUUUCAUUCAGUUCUUAGAAAAGGCAAAGAAUGAACUUCUUGAAAUCAAUUACACCUCAGAGUACUUAGAAAAGUUAGAAGAAGCUCAAAGAAAGGCCACUUAUGAGCUCAGUCUGUCUCUCAGCUCCUUUCUGAAGGCCUUAAAAGAGACAGAAGAGACAGGCAUAUAUCUACUGCUACUCUGCAUUGCAGCUGGUGCAGGGUACAAGGAGGAAAGCCAAACCUUCCACUGUCUCCUUGGAUAUGAAGAAUUAAGUUUCCUGUUGUGUGAAAUGAAAGAAGCCCAUGAGAAAUACCAGGGCCUUCAUCAGAAAUCUGCGUAUAGGGCUCAAGCAUUCGUACUGCUCACAGGGCUCACAGCGACUCCUGGACCUAUUGCUGUAUCUGCAGAAAAAAAGAAGCAACGUUUAGAGCUUAUGCAAUCUCACAUGGGACAGUCAUGGUCCGAAGAAGUGCUUCAUGUCCUCUUGAAACCGAGAGUCAGUCAUGAUUGGGAAACUCUGGAGAAAGACCUGAAUUUGCUCAUCAAUGGAGAACAUGAGGCUACAGUGAACUGGCUUCAGAUGGAGCAGGUGAAAAAAGAAUUAGAAAGUAUCUUUCAGGGAAAGAAAAAGACCCAAGAACCAGAACCUUGUACCAUCAAACAGCAUGAAGUGAUACAAAAUUCUGAUUUUCUGGACUUAGCCAAGAGGCUUGGGCUGGAGGAUUUCUAUCCAAGGAAGAUGGGCCGAGCAGAUUUCCAUGUGAUUUACACGGCUUCUGUGCAUGACAGUCAGCCAGACACAGAAAGACAAUUGCCAUUUUAUUUCCUACAGAAGCUGUUGAUGCUGGAUUACCGACUGAGAUACUUGGUGUGCAAAGGUGAUGGAGACACAUGGGCCAGUGGGACACUGACUCUGACAAAUCUUAAAGAGGAUACUUCAGAUCCUUAUGAUGAUUUGUUUGAUGACAGUGACACUUCUUCUGUUCUCUUGUCCACAGACCGGCCCCACAUUCACCCAAUGGACACUCAGAUGAUGAUUUUUCACUGUGCAGACGAUUUCAUGAGACAAUACAUUUCAAACAAACUGGCCAUUUGUCAGUUUGCUCUCCCCUUUGUGGUGCCCAAUCCCUGUUCUUCAGUAAUAGAAUUCCCACUGUGGUCUCUCAGCCAAAUCAAGAGAAGCUGGAGAGAAGUGAAGAAAUCAGGAGGAGAAGACACAAUCACUAACUUUAAUAACCAACUCAUCUCCCAGGCACCCAUCCCCAUUGUGUCCUUUAUAAGGGUUGUGAAUUCUGCUUCUUCUUCCAAAUCUCAGAUCUUGAACUCUCUGCUGAGUAAGCACAAACACGAUGUGUUUUUCCACCGUGACUGCCGAGGCAACAGCAAAUCCUGCCUGUUAAUGGGAGGUCUUGUAGAAAUCUCCUGGUUCUGUCCAGGGGGGAGAGAUGAGGACAGAUUUGAAAGUUGUGUUGCUUUCACUAAUCUGCAUGGAGAUGCCAAAGAUCAUGAGGCCCAGCUCAGAUUCCUGCAGGACAUUGCUUCAGUCACAGUGGUCCUUGUGUCUACUUCUGAUAAAAGUGAGAGCACCACGAAUAUGGUCCGAGACCUGUGGAAGUCAACCAAACCUUUGGUAUGUUUGUUUGAUGACAAAGAGAAGAGUGUGGGCAGUGAUGCUGGUAAGAAAGUGAGGAUUGGGAUCAGGAAUAGAAAUGAGGCUCAAUUAAUGGAUGAACUCUCAGGUGUCAUCAAGCGGUUGCUGAAAUCUUCAGGUCCCUUUCUCACUCUGGAAGACUGUGCUGAAAUUGCUCGACAGCAUGGCUUUCUUGUAGAUGUGGACAGGAAGGAAUGUCGAGAGGCCAAAGAAAAGGCAGAGGUUGUGGUGGCCCUCAUGAAAGAAAUAAAAUUGUCUGAAAUGAAGGAGAAAUUGCUGCCCCUUCAAGGAGAACUUUGGCACCGGUGGUGUCAGAAGGAUAAGGAGCUUUUUCACCUGAGAGAGAAGGGGAACCGUAGCCUUGAACAACACAAAAGUGAGAUUGAGGAAGAAAAGCAAGUAAUAAGACAGGCCCAGCUACAGAAAAUAUGUCCUCUCAAUGACUUGAUGAGAUCAGUGCUUGAAAUCCUUCACUCUCACUCAGGGACAGACAACUGCACCAAGCUGUACUUCCUUCAGUGGCUCAGCAUGUUUAUGGACAACUUGACCAGAGGUGAGUUGGAAAAACUCCAGAAAAGGUACAACCACUUGUGGUCCUUGAGGCUGGCAGAAAAGCAAAAGGGAUCAGUGAAUGUGUCCUUGAAAGAUCACCAAGUGGAACUAGAGUCUGUCUCCAAGGACAUCAGGGAUUCCUCCUUGGGUAUUGAACAUCUCCUGAGAGAGGUUGGCCAGAUCUAUGAAGCUUUGGAAGAAACUUCACCACAAUGGUAUACUACUUUGUCCUUCUCUCUUCCUGAAAUUGCUGCUGACCUGAUGAUUUCUGGGUACCCCAUUGAGCUGAUGGAUGGGGAUGCUUCCUAUGUACCGGUGAAGUGGGUAGCAGCUGUUUUUGACAGAUUAAUUAAGAAAACUGGAGAUCAAAAGAUCUUUGUUCUCUCUGUUCUUGGCCUCCAAAGCACAGGGAAGUCCACUCUGUUGAAUGCUAUGUUUGGCCUGCAGUUUAAUGUCAGUGCAGGGCGAUGCACGAGAGGAGCUUAUAUGCAGUUGCUAAAGGUGGAGAAGACACUCUGGGAAGAACUGGGCUUUGGUUUUGUCCUUGUGAUUGAUACCGAAGGACUCCGGGCCACAGAACUCGCUUGUAAAUCACAGAAUCGGGACAAUGAGCUGGCCACUUUUGUUAUUGGACUUGGAAAUCUGACCUUGAUCAAUAUAUUUGGAGAGAAUCCUUCAGAAAUGCAAGAUAUCUUGCAAAUUGCUCUCCAGGCCUUUCUGCGAAUGAAACAAGUGAACAUUUCCCCAAGUUGUCUCUUUGUGCAUCAGAAUGUGGGUGAAAUCACUGCCAAAGAUCAAAACAUGGAAGGAAGAAGGAGAUUGCAGCAGAGACUGGAUGAAAUGGCAGCCAUAGUUGCAAAACAGGAACAGUUGUCAAAUAUCAGUCACUUUAAUGAUGUCAUUCGGUUUGAUGUUAAUAGGCAUGUCCAUUACUUUGUCCAUCUGUGGGAAGGGGAUCCUCCAAUGGCCCCUCCCAACCCCAGUUAUAGCCACAACAUCCAGGACCUAAAAAGAGGAAUUCUUUUGGCUGCCAAAAAAGAAUCUAGAGGUAGCAUCCUGAAGGUUUCUGAGAUGAAAGCUCGCAUCCAGGAUUUGUGGAAAGCCUUGCUGAAUGAAAAUUUUAUCUUCAGCUUUAGGAAUACUCGGGAGGUCAUGGCCAUGAUCAAACUUGAGACCAUGUAUAACCAGUGGACUUGGAACCUAAGAAGUCAUGUGUUAGGGUUACAGAACCAACUGACCAAUCAGAUUCAGAAUGGGGAAAUUCAGGAUCUCCCAAGAAGUUUGAUUGAAAUGAAUAUUGCAGAAAAAUAUAAAGCUGUCAGGCAAGAGCUUCAAACUUAUUUUGAUGAUGAUCCAGAGAAUGAAAUCCUGAUCCAGUGGAAGGGAAACUUUGAGUAUCAACUGAGAAAACUUAAAAAGGAACUUGUUUCAGAAAGCAUUAAAAAGUCCACUGAUCUCCUUAGUGUAAAGAAAGGUCAAGAUAAACUGAAUGAAAAGAAAUCAGAAUAUGAAAAAAAGCUCUUAUUAAGAAGCAAAAAAGUGGCUCUUUCCUAUAUGGGUAAAGAGGUAAGUGAGGAGGAGCUGAGAGACAUUUUCAUUCCACUCUGGACAAAUUGGGUCCAUAAAGUAUCCUCAAAUUCUCCUCCUGUGGAAGAUCCUACAAUUGAGGUAGAUUUGGAGAAUGUCUUUCUGGACCAUUUUAAACAGGAGUGCACUGUAGUAAGCAAACUUCGAGAUCAUUUCCAUUGGAAAAAUUUUUCCAUUGAUCAUGAGAAACAUGUGAAAAUGAAAAAGAAACUGAAAGUGUACACACCCUCCCUAGCAGGGAGUGAUAAAGUGACUAUCCAUGAAACUACCAAAAAGAUUACUGAACUGGUCAUGGAAACUAUUGAAUCUAAAUUGAGAAUGGGAAUGGAUUAUAAUAAAAGUUACUUCCAUGAAUUAUUGCAAUUGAUAGACAAGCACAUUGAUUCUGCAUCUGAAGAAGCAAGAGAAGAAUUAAGAAACAUUGAACACCAGGAGAUAACUGACAUUGAAUUCCUCAAAGAAGCCAUGAAUAAAUCCCUAGAUACAAAAAUCCAAAAUGUUGGAGAAAAUUGUGAAAGGAUAUUUCUAACGAAAAUUGAAUCUGACACUCAGACCAUGCUCUCUGAUCAGCUUAGUGGCUGUUGGAAGCAAUGUCCCUUUUGCAAAGCAGUUUGUACAAAUACGGUCACAAAUCAUCGUGAAGACCACAGUGUCCCCUUCCAUCGUUCUAAGGCUGUUACUGGCGCACGUUGGCACAAGACUGAUGAGUUUUCAAUUGAUUUCUGUACCAGUAGUGUGGCAAGUGAUACUUGGUUUAUUCUUCCUGAUGAUAGACGUAUCCCAUAUACGACUUAUCGUGAGGCAGGUGGUGAAUAUGCCACAUGGAGCAUCACUCCAGACACAUCUGCCCAAUCAUACUGGAAAUGGUUUGUGUGUCGCUUCAGAUCAGAAUUGGAAGAGAAGUACAAGCUCAUAUUCAAGAACAGAGGUCAGAUUCCUGAAAAUUGGUCCAGAAUCACCAAACAAGAUGUGCUGAAUGACAUGAAUAAAUAA
Messenger RNA from Antechinus flavipes (yellow-footed antechinus), 6684 nucleotides. RefSeq names its product interferon-induced very large GTPase 1-like. The transcript is spliced from 2 exons. NCBI's taxonomy places the organism in Eukaryota, Metazoa, Chordata, Mammalia, Dasyuromorphia, Dasyuridae. Gene Ontology annotation, molecular function: GTP binding. Bases 1 to 6684 code for a protein of 2227 amino acids. The record is from RefSeq and is a predicted model, not a curated record.